This is a messenger RNA of Ylistrum balloti, 3625 nucleotides long. RefSeq lists its product as uncharacterized. The record is from RefSeq and is a predicted model, not a curated record. Bases 1 to 3576 code for a protein of 1191 amino acids. The transcript has 28 exons. Lineage: Eukaryota; Metazoa; Mollusca; Bivalvia; Pectinida; Pectinidae.
AUGGCAGCAAAUACCUUGGAGCAGAUUAAUGCUCUGUUGAUCACAACUUCAGCUAAAGGAGAGUUGGAGCUAUUGCAAAAGGUUCAUUCCAACUUACAGCCUUUGUCAUUGAAACAUUCCUCUCCAAUACAAAUUCCUAGAGAUGAUCUAAUUGAGGAGGAGGUCAUACUCCCCGUCAAUGGUCGCUGUCAGAAUUUUACAGAUCCCUUGGAAUUCUGUGGUACACAAGAAGCACUCAAUAAAUUUACAUGUUAUGUCUUUGAUCGUCGGUUUGGUUGGUCUGAGGCCAAUAGUGAUGGUGGGGGACGAGUCAGACGGAUGUCCUGUACAGGAACUGUGUUAGCCUCCAGUGAUGGUCAUCACAAGGCAAUCAUCAUUGAUCUAUUGGAUGUAUUUCUAAAAUGGUAUGCUCAGCAGGACCUGUACAGUUCCCUUACUGAGGCCUACAAGUACACACUAAAACAGGUUGCAAACAUGCCAGUAGUGCGAAACCGAACAGUUGUCCAUAUAAUGGAGUGGUUGAAGGAGAACAGACACAGUCUUGCUGACUGUCAGUAUGCCAGCAGUACAUUGGACCUGAUUAAAUCAGCUCUAACUGAUGUCUGGUCUGCAAUAAGAAAUGCAUGUGCUAAACAGUUUGUACACAUAGUUGGAUAUUUCAGACUGACAGAACAGGAGCUUCUUUUCAACAGCUUAGUGCAGAUUUGCAAGUGCGAUAAAAGUUUAUGGCAAGCUAAAGAGGGCGCUAUUAUGGGCAUCAAUUCUAUGAUUCUGCAGUGCCAGAAUAGUUCAAGUUCUCAGUCACACACUCCUCAGUUUUUUCUGGAGGCAGACUCUCAGGUGUGUGAACAGAAAUCAGUUCCGGAUUUUGUGUCAAAUCAGAUACAUACAGUGGUGUUUAGCUUACUGUCCAACCCCCAACUGACCAUCAGGGAGAAUGCUGCUAAAGCUCUGUCAGCAUUUAUAUCCUCUUCUGAUGGCAAGGAAGCACUGUCAACAUUAGAAAAAGUUAUUUCUGUUCUUUGGAGUGAAAUCAACAUGAGACAAGUAGAUAAAAACUAUGGAAAUGUGCAAUUACCGGUGAAAUUUCUUGAUGCCUAUGCAGCUGAAGGGAUUUUAGAUGUCUGUCUAUUCCUUGUAAAGGUGCUGCCUCUUCAGCGUCUCCUUCCACGCUGUCCACAGUACCUGUCUACAUUUCUCCUCUACUUGUCACAUCCAGCAUCCACAGUGCGACAGGCUGCCAGUAACAUAUUUAAAUAUCUAGUUGCCAAAAGUAGUCACAGUGCAGUGCUUGUGAAACUUGUGCUACAAGCUCUAACAGAAGGUUGGGAACCUAAUCUUGAUGCUCUCAGUAGAGAAGAAAAAAGUGGAGAUGCCUCAAGUCACAGUACCCGGCCUUCAGUGUCAGAUGCCACAGAAGGUAGUAUUCUUGAGACAUGGGAAAGCAGGGAAGGAAGACUGUUUGCCUAUGAGCUGAUAAUGAAGUUCUUGAUCAAGAACCACUGGCUUUACACCUUUGGUCCUGCAGGAUCUGGUGCAGGAAUGGAUUGGAGGGACAGAUCUGGGAGCAUGGAGACAGACAGAGAAAUACUCACUGGUUUUGAACAAGGACAAGAACGACAAAAAGGUAAUGCAAAUGGCAGCGACCUCCUUCAACAUGGAGAUAUGCAGACGUUAACAACCCCAGUGGAACCAGUGGACGAUCUGCAUACCUCCGAGUCAGAAAUGUCCUUCGCAGUUCGCUUCUUCACACAAGACAUGUCAGGUGACCAUAAUGAAGCAAAACCCAAUGACAGGAUAACAGGAGCAGUAAAUGGUUCCUGUCCAUCACAUAAGAUCAAGGACACAAGUCCAAGUCAGCUGGACAAUACAUACUCCAUACUGAUGCAAGUCAAGUUCCUUGAGGCAGUCAAAGAUACAGGUAAAAAUCACAUCCCUGCAAGUCACCAGCUUCAGACACUAGAGCGACUGUUCCACCAAAAGGAUGAGAGUGUUGAGCGACAGAUGGUGGAAAGUUGGCUACAGGCACAGGAAGUGUCUAAUCUAAGAUCCAGUCUCGUCCGUGUCCUUCAUCAAACUCUUGAAUGUUUAUCGGACUCACGUUGGGAACUCGGACGCAUGGCACAACAAGUGUUGCCCUGUUUAGCAGAGGUCAUUCGAUGGUUUGACAUGAGUAUUUUAGAGGACUUGUGGAAAACACACCUACCACAGAAUACCAGUCUGUUUACCUAUGCUGCAGCAUUGCUUCUCAAGGAGUCUGUUAUACACUGUGUUAGACUGGAGCCUCUACUUCACAAGCCACCAGGGUCAUGGCAGGACCAUGAUGUCUGUAAGAAGAUAAUCUCAAAUAUUGUAAAAAGUCUGACCACUCAGCUGCACAGUUGUCUCCCUUGUCUGGACAAUAUCGUACAACGACCAGUAUUUGACCGCCUGUCUGUGAUAGCAGCCAGCACGAUUAUUACAGUGCACAACCACUUCUCUAUACAGGAUGACCAGAGAGUGAAACAGACUGCCACAGUGCUAUCUUUCUGGAAACUCCUGUUCUGUUUUACUCACCCAAACUUGCGAAUCUCCAAAGAUUUAAUACAUGGCAACACUGAUAUUAAGCUUUUCUCAUCACCAUUUGAGGGCUAUUUGAGUUGUUGCUUGGUCAGACCUGACAAUAAACUACAAUGUGCCAAACAAGUGGAGAAACUAUUCAUCACGGAGAUCCAUCACACCUGUAGACAUUUCCUACAAAACCUGCCAGUAGAAAGUUCCUCCCUCCUACUUCCUAUGGUGGCUCACUACACUGGUAUAUUUGUGGAGGACUCGCAUAUCUGUAAAGCAUUAACAGAAUGUCUCAGUGUGGUUGGUGCCAAGGUAGUGGAGUUAACCAUGAGAAUGGAAGACAAUGAACAAAGACAAAGCUGUCUCAAAUGUGUUAAUUUGUCCUUAAAAGAGCUGUCAGCAAUUGUAACAAUGAAGAGUUCAGAGGUACACUUGGUACAGAAAGUGUUGAAUAUCUACAUUACGUUGUGUCAGGCCCUAAACCCAGUCAAGCAUCUACAUCUUAUCCUGAUGGCUAUCUGUUCCAGGGUUAACAAGGAUAUCUACUUCAGUGCUGAACACUCACCUCGUCCUGGGGAUGACCUUUCCUUAUUAUCUAACAACAUUCCAUUGUCCAGCAGUCCCGACACAGCCCAACAUUGGGACCAAGAGUAUGUGGUCAUCACUGGAAGUCCUGGAGUGUUUCCGGAGUGCUUGACUCUGGACCUUAGCAACAACAGUGGUAGCCUUCCAUCUGGUCGCCUCAGUUCAUUAAGUCAGUAUAGUGAUAAAGGACGAGCACGCUCCCCCACACAAAGUUUGGAAAAUGAUGAUGGGGAGCAUGGUCAGGAGGGCAAUGAUUCUGACUGGGAUAGCUGGGAUGAGGAGGAAAAUGAGGGAUCUGAAGCACUGAAGGAAGCAUUCUUGGAGUUCCUCAUAAAGCUCCGAAAAAUUUGUAAUUCAGGGUCAACAGAUAUUUUCACCACAGAGCUUAAUAAGUUGGAGUAUCGCGAGAAAACACUGAUCCUGGACAUCAUGGAGGGAUGACAGGAGUCACAAAUAUGUAUACAUUAUCCGUCCAAAGAUUCACUUUUGU